This is a messenger RNA of Penicillium roqueforti, 672 nucleotides long. RefSeq lists its product as uncharacterized. Bases 1 to 672 code for a protein of 223 amino acids. The record is from RefSeq and is a predicted model, not a curated record. NCBI's taxonomy places the organism in Eukaryota, Fungi, Ascomycota, Eurotiomycetes, Eurotiales, Aspergillaceae. The transcript is spliced from 2 exons.
AUGACUUUUGCUCUUUGUGCACCAAGAACCCCUACUUUCAGUCAACUCCUAUCACGUCUUGCCCAGAGACGUGGGAUUGCAACUCCUACUACCAUGACACCCCGUAUCAUCGACACGAUCAAAAAAGAUCACCGGGAUAUUGAAUCGUACUAUGGCAAGAUAAUCACCUCCAAGGACGAGGAUGAACAAACUCGUUUCCAGAAUCUGUUCACCUGGGAACUAGCUCGACACUCCAUUGGAGAAGAGCUUGUUGUUUACCCUCUCUUCGAGAAACUUCUCCCCGGUGGCAUGGAAAUGGCCAAUAAGGACCGUGACCAGCAUCAGAAAGUUAAAACGCAAUUGAAGGCGUUCCAAAACAUGACACCUUCAAAUACGCAGUUUGUUCCUGCUGUCAGGGAGCUGAUGGAGGACCUUGCUGAACAUAUCAAAGAGGAGGAGACUGAAGAUUUGCCUAAACUGGAGGACGCAUUGUCUCAAGAGGAGAGUGAGGGCCUUUCUCAGAGCUUUGGACGAACGAAGAUGUUCGUCCCUUCGCGUUCUCAUCCUAGCGCACCAGACAGGCCUCCGUACGAGACAGUUGUGGGGCUUCUAACGGCGCCGAUGGAUCAUCUGGCGGACCUCUUCCGUAAGUGGCCUGAUACUUCGGGGAUGCCUAAUCCCUCUACGAAAUAA